CUCACUGCCAGAAGCCAGAAGCCAUUACAAGAGCUCCUUCCCCACUCCUCAGUCCUCAUCUUGACAUCUUCCUCCUCAACCCACUCAUGGAUUCCCUUCCUCCCUCCUACCUCACCCUCAUCCUCGCUUGCCUUCUCCCUCUCCUCAUUCCCGCAGGUGUUGUGGCCACAACGUUCACAUUUGUAAACAGAUGCGAGUACACUGUAUGGCCGGGUAUCCUUGCAAAUGCAGGAAGUCCUAGGCUCGACACCACAGGAUUCGAGCUCCCUAAAGACACUGCCCGUUCAUUCCAAGCUCCGACCGGCUGGUCCGGCCGCUUUUGGGGUCGAACUGGCUGCAUUUUCGAUGGAUCCGCAUCCGGUUCUUGUCUCACCGGCGACUGCGGCUCUGGUAAGGUCGAAUGCGACGGUUCCGGGGCAGCCCCUCCGGCCACGCUCGCUGAGUUCACUCUCGGCACUACAGGUGGUCAGGACUUUUACGACGUUAGCCUCGUGGAUGGCUACAAUCUCCCUAUGAUCGUGGAAGGAACGGGCGGGUCAGGUGUCUGUGCUUCGACCGGGUGUACUUCCGAUCUGAACAUGCAGUGCCCGGCGGAGUUGAGAGUUGAAGACGGCAGCGCUUGUAAGAGCGCGUGCGAGGCUUUCCGUAGUCCGGAAUACUGUUGCAGCGGCGCGUAUAGUUCACCGGCGACGUGUAAACCAUCUGUCUACUCGGAGAUGUUCAAGGCCGCUUGCCCGAGGUCGUAUAGCUACGCCUACGACGAUGCUACGAGUACGUUUACUUGCGCAGGUGCAGAUUAUACGAUCACCUUCUGUCCAUCCUCUCCAAGCCAGAAAUCUUCACGAGACAUGCCUCCUAUGAACCCAACCAUGGCACAAGGAUCAGGGACGGGUGUGGUAGCUACUGGUACCGGAUCCGGGUAUGGGUACACUAACACGGGUUCUAUGUCGAGUUCGGGAUCCGGAGAGGCCGUUCUUGCAGAUGGGUCGUAUUUGGCUGGUUUGGCCAUGGGAAAUACAGCCAGAACACUCCCCUUCUCUGCCUUCAUUUUCAUUUCCAGCUGCUUUUUACCCUUUAUGUGCUUGCUUUAGCCUUGUGAAGGAUCAUUUUCUUGACUUCUUUGCUUAUCAAAUGUAAAUGAGACGUAGGAUUUUCGGAGUAAACGGGUUCUUGGAUUUUGGCUUGCCAGGAAAUCUGACAAAUUCUUCCUUAUUAUAUACCACCCCCUUCAAGAUUCUCGAGGAAAAAAACAUUCUAUGUUCCAUACUUGUUA
Molecule: messenger RNA, 1273 nt
Organism: Neltuma alba
Lineage: Eukaryota; Viridiplantae; Streptophyta; Magnoliopsida; Fabales; Fabaceae
Product: thaumatin-like protein 1
Exons: 3
Coding region: 87-1091 (334 amino acids)
Source: RefSeq, a predicted model, not a curated record